AAUUGCAAAAUCACACUCUCCUCGUCCUCCUCGGCUCCUCCUCCUCUGUCUCUCUGGCGCACUUCUCUGCCGGUGUUCCUCCGCCAUUUCCCUUUUUCCCCACCGCAGAUCCACACCGCUGCCCCUCGCCGCCUCAGAUAGUCAGAUGGCAUCACCGUCGGGGAACCCUAACCCCACCCCGAGUGCCCCCUUCGAGCUCAGCAAGCUCUUCCGGCCGCCGCCAAACCCUAACCACCCCACCACCGCCCCGAGCCCCACCGGCGUAUUCCCGGGCGCGCCUGGCCCCGCUGCCGGGCCACCGCUCACAGGGCCCUACUCCUACCCGCCGGCCACCCCGCCCUUCCACCGUGGCCCCUAUCUCCAAUAUCCAAACGACCCCCAUGGCUUCCACCACCCCGCCGCGGCCGCCUUCGCCAACGCUAACCCCACCGCAAACCCUAUCCCGAACCCCGGCCCGGGCCCUAACCCGGGGGCGCGGCUGAUGCAGCUGCUCGGCAACACCACGCCCACCCACCUCGAGUCGGCGGCGUCCAUGCCACCCUCGUCGGAGUUCUCGACGGCCCCCGCGGUGGCGCUUCCGGCGUCGUCGUCCGCGCCGCCGGCGAGGAUGCUCAGCAGUAAGAUGCCGCGCGGGAGGCUGCUGGGACCUGGUGACCGGGCAGUGCACGACGUGGACUCGCGGCUACCAGGGGAAGCAGAACCGCCGCAGCUGGAGGUGACACCCAUAACCAAGUACACCUCGGAUCCUGGGCUGGUGCUCGGUAGGCAGAUCGCGGUGAACAGGACGUACAUCGUGUACGGACUUAAGCUAGGCAACAUCCGCGUGCUCAACAUCAAUACAGCGCUCCGCUCUCUGCUUCGUGGGCACACACAGAAGGUGACGGACAUGGCCUUUUUUGCAGAAGAUGUCCAUCGUUUAGCAAGUGCAAGUGUAGAUGGGCGGGUAUACGUAUGGAAGAUUGAUGAGGGACCUGACGAAGAAAAUAAAUCCCAAAUCACAGGAAAGAUUGAAAUUGCCAUCCAGAUUGUAGGAGAUGCUGAAACCUAUCAUCCGAGAAUAUGUUGGCACUCUCAUAAGCAAGAGAUUCUGUAUGUUGCAAUUGGGAAUUGCAUCUUAAGGAUAGACACAACAAAAGUGGGAAGAGGAAGAGACUUCCAUACGGAAGAGCCUCUAAGAUGCCCACUUGACAAGCUGAUUGAUGGUGUGAACAUAGUUGGUAAACAUGGUGGAGACAUUACUGAUCUCUCCAUAUCUCAAUGGAUGACUACGCGUCUGGCUUCAGCAUCAAAAGAUGGCACGGUAAAGGUCUGGGAUGAUCGCAGGGUAGCCCCUCUGUCUGUACUGAAACCACAUGAUGGUCAAGCAGUUUACUCUGUUUCUUUCCUUACAGCACCUGAAAGACCAAACCAUAUAAAUCUUGUUACAGCAGGCCCGCUCAACCGAGAAGUAAAAAUUUGGGCCUCCACUAAUGAAGAUGGCUGGUUGUCACCGAGUGACCCGGAGACAUGGAAAUGCACUCAAACAUUGGAACUUGUAAGUUCUCUGGAAAAUAGGUCUGAGGAGGCAUUUUUCAACCAAGUUGCGGUGUUGCCGCAGGCUAGCCUUAUAUUGCUUGCAAAUGCCAAAAAGAACGCUAUUUAUGCUGUGCAUCUUGAAUAUGGUCAAGAUCCCGCCUCAACUCGGUUGGACUAUAUAGCAGAUUUUACUGUUGCAAUGCCCAUUUUGAGUCUCACGGGAACACAUGAAAACCAACCUGAUGGUGAACAAGUCGUUCAAGUUUACUGUGUCCAGACAAUGGCUAUCCAGCAGUAUGGGUUGGAGUUAUCACUCUGUCUUCCUCCUCCAGCUGAUAACAUUGGAUCUGGAAGAGAUCCUGCAAUUUCUCAUUUAAAUGAGAGGCUUCCAGAAAUGGCAGCACUGGAUUCCACAGCAACUACUCCUGUUGAUUCUUCAACUGCUGUUUCGACUAAGCCAUCAAGUGAUAGUCAGGGCACAGAACCUGAUUCUUCUUCCCGUGUUCCAUCUGUAGCUCCUAAAUCAAAGAUGAAUCAGGCUGGAUCUCCAGUUGUCUUAAGUAGAGACCCUUCAGGAAGUGAUCGUGAUGUGGACCAGUCCUCUUUUGGUAGGAAGGAUAGCAUCGGAAAGGAAGAGCCAAGAGGCGGCCAUAGUGAUGGUAUGGUAAUAUCAGAUCCUCGCCCUGUGCUUCAGGUGGGAGGCCAUGCUACUCACCUGAUAACUCCAUCUGAAAUUAUUUCAGGUGGGCUCACUUCUGCUGAAACAGUUGCAAGUGGCAGCUCACAGAAUGUAGAAGCAGAAGCAAAACAUGUAGAUGAGAGAAAAUCAAAUCAAACUGUUGGAUUCGAGGCUGGUAAGGAAAACCAAAUUCUUCCUGAGAAGAAAGGGAGACCUAUCAAGCCUUCAGAACAAACUGUAGACACCCUCAGUGAACGCACAAUAGUAACUGCCAAGUACAGUGUAGAAGAUUCACAGCCUAUGGCUGAUAGAUCAGUACCCACGCUUUUGAAGCAAUCUUCUGGUGCUGAAGAUGAAGAUGCUGUGAAGAGAGCAACUGGAGCUUCUGAUGGAACUGGAACUGAUGGCCCCUGUACUUCAAGGGAUUUGCCUUUAACCUCAGCUGCCAAAGAGGGGAAAGUCAUGCAUCCUCAACCUCAAGUGGCUGGGCAACUGUCUCCUUCUGCAACCACUUUCAACUCUACUGAUUCCUCGCAUGAACCUCGAAGCAAUGAGAACCCUCCUAUUGAUUCCUCCCUGCAAGCUGCAGCUAUUCAAGGAACACUGCAACAGCUUAUAGCCACAUAUGGCAACCUGCAAAAGCAAUUGAGCUCAAUUGUGUCUGCUCCAAUUGCAAAGGAAGGCAAAAGAAUUGAGGCAUCACUAAGUCGAAACAUGGAAAAGUCCAUCAAGGCUAACAUUGAUGCCAUGUGGGCCCGUUUCCAGGAGGAAAAUGUAAGGCAUGAAAAAUAUGAAAGAGAGCGAAUGCAGCAGAUGGCUACUUUAAUUGCAACUUCUGUAAACAAGGAUAUUCCUGUUAUGCUGGAGAAGUCAUUAAAGAAAGAAAUAUCUUCGCUGGGACCUGCUGUUGCUCGGACAACAGCACCUAUCAUUGAGAAGUCAUUAUCUUCUGCUGUAUCUGAUUCACUUCAGAAAGUGCUGGGUGAUAAGGUUGCUAAUCAGCUAGAUAAGUCUAUAUCCACAAAACUUGAAGCUAGCGUCGCUAGGCAGAUCCAAACACAGUUUCAGACAUCCACCAAGCAGAUACUUCAGGAUGCGUUCCGCUCUAGCUUUGAAACAUCAGUUAUUCCAGCAUUUGAACAAUCCUGUAAGACAAUAUUUGAGCAAGUAGAUGGUUCAUUCCAGAAGGGCAUGUCUGAGCACGGUGCUGCUAUCCAGCAGCAGGUUCUGACGGCACAUACUCCAUUAGCACAAACUUUGAAGGAAGCAAUCACUUCAGCCUCGUCAAUGAACCAGGGUCUUAAUUCAGAGUUACUUGAUGGCCAGCGCAAGCUUUUGUCACUUUUUGCAUCAGGGAGCCCAACAUCUCAGAAAACAGGUGCUUUGCAGCCCAGUAAUGGGCCAGUGGCCAAUCUCCCUGAGGUAGAUGCUCCAUUGGACCCUAUGAAAGAACUAGGCCGACUGAUUGCUGAGCGGAAAAUUGAUGAGGCAUUUACAAUGGCUCUUCAAAGAAGCGAUGUCUCCAUAGUUUCUUGGUUGUGUUCUCAGGUUGAUUUGCAAGCAUUAUGUGGAGCAGUUCCCAUCCCACUAAACCAAGGGGUCCUCCUAGCCCUUUUCCAGCAGCUAGCGUGCGACAUUGCCAACGACACGUCCCGGAAGCUUCAAUGGAUGACAAAUGUGGCCGUGGCAAUACAACCAACAGAUCCGAUAAUCGCUAUGCAUGUAAGGCCAAUAUUUGAUCAAGUCUAUGGCGUCCUGGCGCACCAGCGGUCCCUGCCAACAACUAAUGCAUCGGAUGCAACAAACAUCCGCUUAAUCAUGCACGUGAUCACCUCAGUGCUGAUAAGUCACAAGUAACAAUCGUAAGGCGCAUUCGGACAUUGCAUCGUUGUACAUAGAGAAUUUUGCAUAGCAUAUGAAACCGAAAAAGGAAGCUAUACAUUGUGUCUGACCAGUCUGACAGGACUAGGAGGCUAGUUUAGGAAUGUGGAAGGUAUCUUCCGGUGUAAAUUGGUCAUGUGUGACAUGGUACUGAGUUGCAUAUCGAUGUCGGGUUCAUUAUCUUGGAUAUGUUACGUCCAGCGCAAAUGUUAUACUGCCUAGUUUCAUAACUACAUUCCGAGUUCCCAAUUUAUGGAUAGAGCUCGUGUGGGCGCACCGCCUUUGGCA
Messenger RNA from Setaria italica (foxtail millet), 4363 nucleotides. Its product is annotated as enhancer of mRNA-decapping protein 4. The transcript has 13 exons. Gene Ontology annotation, biological process: deadenylation-independent decapping of nuclear-transcribed mRNA. Gene Ontology annotation, molecular function: protein binding. NCBI's taxonomy places the organism in Eukaryota, Viridiplantae, Streptophyta, Magnoliopsida, Poales, Poaceae. Bases 146 to 4051 code for a protein of 1301 amino acids. The record is from RefSeq and is a predicted model, not a curated record. Gene Ontology annotation, cellular component: P-body.